AUGUCGCAGAUAAACAAGGCUUGCUGCUCGAUUCCUCCUGUCAAGACGGACUACCAGCCUCAGGGCAGGAUGGAGAAGUGCGCCGAUAUGGAUGCUUAUGUCAUUGGCCCAGCUGACUCUAAGACAGUGCUUGUGUGUGUGUAUGACAUGUUUGGUUUCUGGGAUACGACAAAGCAGUGUGCAGACUUGCUGUCCGAGGUGAUGAAGGUUAAAGUUGUUAUGCCUGAUCUAUUGCGCGGAAAUCCGUGGCCCAUCGACCACUUCCCACCACGCAAUGACGAAGAAGGUAAAAAGUUAAGCGAAUGGUUUAGUUCUAUUGCUAGCAUGCCGGAACGCAGUAAAGACCUUAAGAAUGUGGCUGCAGAUUUAAAAGAGAAGGGUGCUGAAAAGCUUGGCCUCUACGGCUUCUGCUGGGGCGGUAGUGUAGCCAGCCUCGCUGGCAAAGCUGGUACGCCGUAUUUGGGCGUGUCAAUCAUUCACCCGCCGAUUGUUGCUCCUGAGGAUAGCAAGGAACUCUCCGUUCCUGUGGCAUUCUUCCCAUCUAAAGAUGAACCUCGUGAUGAAUGCGAUAAAUACUGGGACACUCUGAAGAGCUCACACCCUGAGCUGAUCGAGAAGAGUGUGUACCACUACUACGGCGACAUGUUCCAUGGCUUUGCGUCGGCCCGUGCGAACUUGAAGGACAAGGCGAACUACGACGCUGCUGUGGAUGUUUACCAGCGCCUUGCCAACUUCUUCUGCUACGUAUUCAAGUAG
Malassezia globosa CBS 7966 is the source of this 756-nucleotide messenger RNA. RefSeq lists its product as uncharacterized. The transcript has a single exon. NCBI's taxonomy places the organism in Eukaryota, Fungi, Basidiomycota, Malasseziomycetes, Malasseziales, Malasseziaceae. Bases 1 to 756 code for a protein of 251 amino acids. The record is from RefSeq and is a predicted model, not a curated record. Gene Ontology annotation, molecular function: hydrolase activity.